GAUGGGGAUGACCAAUAAGGUAAGAUUUAAGACGGAAGAAGAGGGAGUCCUCGUCAAACAACUCUACAAGUUGCUUACAACGUGGAUGAAUCCAAAACUCCACCGUUAUUUCCCUCCAACACAGAAGCUUGUCGCCAUUGCAAUGGCGCCAACAGAGCCAUCAAUUUCCGAUCAGACUGUCCAGAUAUGCCUGACAACAUACACGUUUUUUCCGCCGCCUAAUUCAACCCCCCACGCGUCAUCCACAUUCUUCAAUCCUUCAAAAUGCCUCAACCAAAUCCCCCCCGACUUCAAACCCACGAACAAGAUGAUGCUUCUCUGACCUAUCCCUUUUCCUUUUCCUCUGUUUUCUCCCUUUUCGAUACGACCUUGAAACCUGGCAAUGGCUGCUGCUGCUGAGAAUCGGGUUUCUAGGGAAGUGCAGCUUUCAAUGGCGGUUUCGUCUAUGUUUCCUGGUUUUCGCUUUUCGCCGACUGAUGAGGAGUUGAUUUCGUUUUACCUCAAGAAGAAAUUGGAAGGGUAUGAGAAGAGCGUUGAAGUCAUUGCGGACGUUGAAAUUUACAAGUACGAACCCUGGGACUUACCUGCCAAGUCUAUCAUUCAAUCAGAUAAUGAGUGGUUUUUCUUCCCUCGUGGAAAGAAGUACCCAAACGGUAAUCAGACGAGGAGAGCUACCGAUUUAGGCUACUGGAAAGCCACAGGGAAAGAACGUAAUGUAAAGUCAGGUUCUAACACUAUUGGUACUAAGAGGACUCUGGUUUUUAUACUGGCCGUGCACCUAAAGGGGAAAGGACAGAGUGGAUUAUGCAUGAAUAUAACACAAAGAGAUAAAGCUCAGAUUUCAACUUACGAAAAUGAUGAUGGUUCUUGGAGCAAAAUUGUUUUCAUUCAAAUUUGUGGCUUCUUUUAUCUGAAUUCCUAG
Cucumis sativus (cucumber) is the source of this 922-nucleotide messenger RNA. RefSeq names its product NAC domain-containing protein 89-like. The record is from RefSeq and is a predicted model, not a curated record. Gene Ontology annotation, biological process: regulation of DNA-templated transcription. Gene Ontology annotation, molecular function: DNA binding. NCBI's taxonomy places the organism in Eukaryota, Viridiplantae, Streptophyta, Magnoliopsida, Cucurbitales, Cucurbitaceae.